Messenger RNA from Physeter macrocephalus (sperm whale), 2620 nucleotides. It is a transcript of the gene RNF34, whose product is annotated as ring finger protein 34. NCBI's taxonomy places the organism in Eukaryota, Metazoa, Chordata, Mammalia, Artiodactyla, Physeteridae. Gene Ontology annotation, cellular component: plasma membrane; cytoplasm. The record is from RefSeq and is a predicted model, not a curated record. The transcript has 6 exons. Bases 131 to 1252 code for a protein of 373 amino acids. Gene Ontology annotation, biological process: proteasome-mediated ubiquitin-dependent protein catabolic process; protein K48-linked ubiquitination; negative regulation of extrinsic apoptotic signaling pathway via death domain receptors. Gene Ontology annotation, molecular function: ubiquitin protein ligase activity.
UACGUCUGGACGCUGGGUCGCCUCGGGAGGCUCAGUAUCGCCGCCCAGAAGGAAGGAGGGCGCUUGUGCUAGGAUCUGCUAUGGUGCUGAAUUCCCGGGCAGAGCCGACCCAGACGCGGCGGUCGCGGCCAUGAAGGCGGGUGCCACGUCUAUGUGGGCUUCGUGCUGUGGGCUGCUGAAUGAAGUCAUGGGGACUGGAGCUGUCAGGGGGCAGCAGUCAGGAUUUGCAGGAGGCACUGGUCCAUUCAGAUUUACACCGAACUCUGAUUUUUCCACUUACCCACCAGCACCUACAGAAGGGCCUAAUAUAGUUUGCAAAGCCUGUGGACUUUCAUUUUCAGUCUUUAGAAAGAAGCAUGUAUGUUGUGACUGCAAGAAAGAUUUUUGCUCCGUUUGUUCGAUCUUACAAGAAAAUCUCCGUAGAUGUUCCACUUGUCACUUAUUACAAGAGACAGCCUUUCAGCGCCCUCAGUUAAUGCGACUGAAAGUGAAGGAUCUACGGCAGUAUCUCAUUCUUAGAAACAUACCGAUCGAUACCUGUCGAGAGAAAGAAGACUUGGUAGAUCUGGUACUGUGUCACCGUGGGCUGGGCUCUGAGGACAACCUGGACACAAGCAGUCUGAAUUCCUCAAGGUCCCAGACUUCUAGCUUUUUUACACAUUCAUUUUUUUCAAACUAUACAGCCCCAUCUGCUACUGUGUCUUCCUUUCAGGGAGAGCUUAUGGGUGGAGACCGGACCUUAGGAUCUGGAGUACUGGCACAGGUGCGAAGUGAAGUAGCUUCAGCAAACACAGAGGACGAUGAAGAUGAUGAUGACGACGAUGACGCCGACGAGGAUGGAGGGAACCUGGAGGAGCGGACAUCUGGCCUCGCUAAGAAGAGAGUGAGAGCUUCUCUGUCUGACCUGUCAAGCCUUGAAGACGUGGAAGGGAUGAGCGUGCGCCAGCUCAAGGAAAUCCUGGCUCGGAAUUUUGUCAACUAUUCUGGCUGUUGUGAAAAAUGGGAGCUAGUAGAGAAAGUAAACCGGUUAUACAAAGAGAAUGAAGAAAAUCAAAAGUCAUAUGGCGAGCGGCUGCAGCUGCAGGACGAGGAGGACGACAGCCUGUGCCGGAUCUGCAUGGACGCCAUCAUCGACUGCGUCCUGCUCGAGUGCGGGCACAUGGUCACCUGCACCAAGUGCGGCAAGCGCAUGAGCGAGUGUCCCAUCUGCCGGCAGUACGUGGUGCGCGCCGUGCACGUGUUCAAGUCCUGAAGCCGAGGACCCCCCAAGCUCGAUCCCAGACGUUUCAGUGCACAGAAGGGACUGGAAACUUCCUGUUCAAAAUUUGAAGCUAUUUUUUAAAAUUAUUUUCACGACUAACGGGGGACGGGAAAGAUUCAUCCUAAGUUGCAGCAACACUGGUCCAUGCCGUAUGCCUGUCAGCUGGAGGACUGGCUCAGUUUCCCAGUUUCUGCUGGGCUUCUUCACACAUCUCUGAUUACUAAUCGCUGAAGUCAGACCGCUUAUGGCAUCAGCUACUAUUCUCUUUGGAGGACAUUUAUCCUGUUCUCUUAUUUCUCCUUCAUCCUAUUUUUAACUUAAACUACUCAGAUGUUUGAAACUUCUGCUCUCUUUGGAUGAGGUCACUGUCUGCAAAUGGCCGACAUGGUACACGCUGAACAGGGGCACCUCUGAAUGUUCAUUUUAUUAGUCAUGGAUAUUUUAAAUGCUACUAUUUGAUGAAUGUAAUUUUCCACAUUGUUGCUAUUUCUGCGUUUAAACAUAAUUGGGAACAACUGACAUUCUAUAGUCAACUGCCAGGGCCUGAGACUAAACAUGUCCAUUUUUGUUCAGGUACAGCUUUUUUAUAGCGAGGGCUGCAUCUAGCUUCCUUCAUUAGAGAAGUGUGUGUGUGUUAAAUUCUUUAUUAACGUGUAAUCAGUUUACACGGUUUUAUAUAGUGAAAGUGUAUUUUCAGUGCGACCCACUAGCUAGUUUGAACUUUAGGAAUAAAAUUAGGUUUUAAAAAAUGCUUUUGUUUACAUUUGUCCUGGUCAGUUCCUAAUUCACUUCGGUACAGCAUGAAUGGAUGUCCAGGCCUGUUCUAGCACAUUCUUCAUGAGAGAAAGGAGCACCUUCAAAGAUGUUGUACCUCUCUACCUUUGCUGCUAAUUUACCAGUAAAUUUAACUACACAUUUGCCACAUACUGUGACCAGGUAUUGUGCCAGGUGCUUUAUGGUUACCUCCAGCAUUCUGAAAUAGAUAUUGCCUCACGUCACAGAUGGGGAACUUGAUCUCUGAGAAGUUAAAGAACUUGUCGAAAAUCUCACAGUUAAAAAGUCACAGGGGCCUUCCCUGGUGGCGCAGUGGUUGAGAAUCUGCCUGCUAAUGCAGGGGACACGGGUUCGAGCCCUGGUCUGGGAGGACCCCACAUGCCGCGGAGCAACUAGGCCCGUGAGCCACAACUACUGAGCCUGCGCGUCUGGAGCCUGUGCUCCGCAACAAGAGAGGCCGCGACGGUGAGAGGCCCGCGCACCGCGAUGAAGAGUGGCCCCCGCUUGCCGCAACGAGAGAGAGCCCUCGCGCAGAAACGAAGACCCAACACAGCCAAAAAUAAAUAAAUUUUUUUAAAAAUCCAA